Molecule: messenger RNA, 1839 nt
Organism: Neoarius graeffei (lesser salmon catfish)
Lineage: Eukaryota; Metazoa; Chordata; Actinopteri; Siluriformes; Ariidae
Gene: slc24a6a
Product: solute carrier family 24 member 6a
Biological process (GO): intracellular calcium ion homeostasis; calcium ion transmembrane transport
Cellular component (GO): membrane
Molecular function (GO): calcium, potassium:sodium antiporter activity; calcium channel activity
Source: RefSeq, a predicted model, not a curated record
AUGGAGGCGCCGGGGAGCAGCAGACUGCUGAGGCGGCUGUGUGUUUGUGCUGGACUCAUCGCCCUCAGCUGCAUUCUCCGAGUAACAGAUCCCCCUGAUAAGGACUUUGAUCCGAUUUGGUCGAAACGAAAACUGACUCAGCAGAGUGGAGAGUUGAAUCAAACAUCCAGCCAACCCCGAGCUGCGAUCAAUGAAUUUCCUGAAGAUGUCUUCACUAAGGAGCAGAGAAGGCAUGGGGCGCUGCUGCUGCAUAUCGUCUGCGCUGUUUACAUGUUCUACGCCCUUGCUAUUGUCUGCGACGUGUAUUUUGUGCCAUCUCUGGAAAAGAUCUGUGAGAACCUACAUCUGAGUGAGGAUGUUGCUGGGGCCACCUUCAUGGCAGCAGGAAGUUCUGCUCCAGAGCUCUUUACCUCUCUGAUUGGUGUAUUCAUCACUAAGGGAGAUGUAGGAGUUGGCACCAUAGUGGGCUCAGCAGUCUUUAAUAUCCUAGUUAUCAUUGGAGUGUGUGGCAUUUUUGCUGGACAGACGAUCUCUCUCACCUGGUGGCCUCUCUUCCGGGACUCUGUUUACUACAUCAUCUCAGUCUUGGCUUUAAUUCUGAUUAUUUAUGAUGAGAAAGUUCUCUGGUGGGAGACGAUAGUCCUCAUAUCAAUGUAUGGAAUUUACAUCCUCAUUAUGAAAUUUAAUGGUCAAAUCUGGGGCUGGGUGGAACUGAGGUGUGGUAUACCUGGACAGCCAUGUUUGGUGAGCAGCCUACGGCAAGAUGUAGCAGCGGAAGAAGCUAGCACACACAGUGACACUUCUAUGAUCCUGUUGAAGAAAGGUCAGUGUGCAAGUGAACAGGACUCAGCCGUGGUGAUGGUGGAUGAGCUGAUGAGUCUGCAUCCUCACCAGUUCUCCUUAUCAGAGGCAAGCCUCCAUCUCAUGGUCACCCCCUACUUGUCUUCCCGCACAUGCCUCAGCAUGGCCGGAUACAUGCUCAUCGCUGAGAGGCAGAGAUUGAUCAUGAACCGGAGCUCAGGAGAAAGUGGCAGUGGCACAGGAGAAAUUCCAGGUCAGGAGUGCCCAGGCAUAGAGGGAGCACCCUGGGGAUUAGAAAAUGGCGAUAACAUGGACAGUGAGACCCAACUGCUAGAAGAGGCGAGGACGAGGGGCAACGGGGGAACAAUGGAGCAGGUGGAAGACGCGGGGGAUGCACAGCCCAAAGACACCGAUGAAGAUGAAGAGGCAGAAGAACAACAACCCUUCAAUCCUCUGAUUGUGCCAGGACGCUGCUGGGAACGGGUGAAGUGGUUCCUCUCAUGGCCUUUAAGCUGUCUGCUUUAUUACACUGUGCCCAACUGUUUGCUGCCACACUGGGAGCGCUGGUUCAUGGUCACCUUUGUGGUCUCCACACUCUGGAUUGCUGUUUUCUCCUACCUCAUGGUGUGGAUGGUCACCAUCAUCAGUUUCACACUGGACAUCCCAGAUGUGAUUAUGGGCAUCACAUUUUUAGCAGCUGGCACAAGCGUCCCGGACUGCAUGGCUAGUCUUAUAGUUGCCCGGCAAGGUAUGGGAGACAUGGCUGUGUCUAACUCAAUCGGUAGUAAUAUAUUUGACAUUCUAUUGGGCCUUGGUUUCCCAUGGGCUCUGCGGACACUCGUGGUGGAUUACGGGUCUACGGUCUUCAUUAAUAGUAAAGGACUGGUGUAUUCAGUUAUUUUACUGCUUGCUUCAGUCUUUCUCACAGUUCUCAGUGUACAUAUGAAUCGCUGGAGACUUGACCGGAGGUUAGGCCUGGGUCUGAUGAUCUUGUAUGCCAUCUUCCUUGUCUGCUCGAUCUGCUUUGAGAAGCUCUAG